Schistocerca gregaria is the source of this 513-nucleotide messenger RNA. RefSeq lists its product as uncharacterized. NCBI's taxonomy places the organism in Eukaryota, Metazoa, Arthropoda, Insecta, Orthoptera, Acrididae. The transcript has 2 exons. Bases 1 to 513 code for a protein of 170 amino acids. Gene Ontology annotation, molecular function: nucleic acid binding. The record is from RefSeq and is a predicted model, not a curated record.
AUGAAAACCAAAAGAUUUCAGUGGGCUAAACAACUUCAGGAGUGGACAAGUGAGGGUUGGGCUAAGGUAUGUGGAAUGAUAUGCAAUUUGGUACACAUGGUUCAGAUAUGCUUCAGUGGAGAAUCUGUAUGCACUGUGAUGGAAGAAAGCAGUCAGUAUGUUCAUCACAGACCUGAAGAACAGUUCAAAGCUGAGUGUGUGCAGCAAUGUGUGAAGCAUCCAACUUCUGUUAUGGCUUGGAGUGUGAUGUCCUUGAAAGUUCCUGGCAGAGUACACACUAUUGAAGGGACAAUGAGGCAAGAACAAUAUAAAGAAAUCCUUGAAAGGAAACUUUUUCACCAAAUAAAUGAGUGGUUUCCUCACAAGGAUACAAUUUUUAUACAUGAUGGGGCACCAUGGAAUAGCCCUGAUAUGAACCCAAUUGAAAAUGUAUGCACUGUUGUGAAACAGAGAAUAUGGACAUUUACAAUAACCACCAAACAAAAUCUCAUGGAGAAACUAGAGGAAAUCUGA